Molecule: messenger RNA, 3000 nt
Organism: Schistosoma curassoni
Lineage: Eukaryota; Metazoa; Platyhelminthes; Trematoda; Strigeidida; Schistosomatidae
Source: the annotation of a GenBank genome assembly
AUGGUUUCGGAAAUCCACAGAAGGUCUUUAUUUCACAGAAUUGCUGAUUCAAUUACAGGGUUUGUUCCAUCGUCGAUUUUACCGGCAAUUAAUGUUUCUCCUGCGAAAUCGGUUGACCCACUUAAAGGAGAUUUGAGAGCUAACCUCAAAAGGACCAAUGAUGUUCUUGAUCAUUGUAGUGAACCAGGACCCAAGGAUAAAGCAUGGGGCUAUAAGGAACACAGCUUGAGAUAUACGAAUGUUGACCUUGAUGCCACAGAUAAAUCAGAAAGUGAAUGCAGCCUCCACUCCUUUUCUACGAGUGGAGUUUCAUCGUUAAUGCCUAAGUCGUGGGUAUUGGGAUGCAAAAACGGCCAAAGUAGAUCUACGGCUCAACGUAUGGAAUUGUGCUCAGAUAGCUAUACGAACACAGUAGUGUGCAACCCAUUAAAAACAACCUGUUGUAAACAAUCACCUUCGUGCCAGACCUCCCGGAGUGACUUCAAAACAUAUCCUUAUCCCUUACCAAAACGCCAGCGCUUGUCCACAACGCUGAACCUUAGUCCUUCAUCUACUUGGCGUUCUCGUUUAGGAACUACAUACGGGGGAGCUGCCAGUUGUCGUAAUGCUCGGGAGUUGUUCGAAUUCACUACGCCGUUGAAAUUUGACCUAUAUUCAGAUCGAAAUUCUCAACUUGGAAGUGCCCCAAGCGCUAAUUUGAGUUCUACUGCUCGGAGAAUUCUCGAGACGUUAGAAAAUCUUUCGGCUCCACUCACUUCAGGUUAUUUACAGUCUUCUGUACAAAGACAUGUGAAACAGGUCAAGGCUCGUGUGAAAUCUCAUCGGUUUCCACCGUUCUUAAAAAGUUAUGAAAAAGUCGAUUCUCUCUGUAAAGAUUGCAAGUCGCAUUCAUUUUGUGAAAACGGAGUUCAAAAUCAUAUACAGCCUCAUGUUUCAUCGAAGCCAACAGUAUUUCCUGAGAGAUUGCAAAAACAGAGACAUGUCACUGUCGAAUGUUCAAUCUCAGAGACUUGUAAAUCAGGAGACAAAUUACUACCUGUAUACACAUUCGCAGAUCCAAUUCACAGCUUUUCUCUGCAUGAUCGCAAAGCUGCUGUGUCACCUAUAGCUCAUCAUGAAUAUCUUUUCAGCUGUCCAAGUCGUUCGUGUUCUAAAUGCUCGGCAGGUCUAAUUGGUUCGGAAUCUAACAUACAACAAAUCACUACUGAAAGUGAUUCCGUCAAAUCAAAAAUCACAGAAAAUAAUACAUGGCGUUGUGAAACUUGUUUGUUGGAGAAUUCAGAGACAAGGGUUGCAUGUCAAGGCUGUUCCCUUCCAAAAUCAAACCCUCUGCAUGCAAAGGAUUUAUAUUAUGUAUCGUCUGCCCCAACGUCUGUACAUACAGUGGAAACAUCAGUAUCAAGCUUAUUAGCAGUCAACAGUGAGGCUUCGCAAUGGGAGUGUCCUACAUGCAUGGUAUUCAAUGAACAAAAUGCGACCAAUUGCAUAUGCUGUCAAACUUUAAGGCCUACAAAUAUCUCGACAAGUGUGUGGGAUUGCCCCACUUGUUUGGUACAAAAUAACGAGAAAUCGGAUAAAUGCUGCUGUUGCUCUACAGGAAAACCAAAUAGUCACAUAACUACAAAUAACCCGAGCUUAUCUAAAUUAACUGGUCAACCGUCUGGUCAUUUUGAGUUCGGGUUUGGUGUUCGAGGUCCUGCUAAUUCGGUAAAGUUAGAAGCUUUUCUUUCGAAUGAUGUUCGUAAUUCGGAGCAAGAUCGUAAAGCUCAUCCCAAUAAGGAAAUGAAGUCUUUUGAUACACUCAGUAAAUCACCUCGAGGAAAACAAUCAGAACCAUCUAUUUGUGGUGGUUCUAUUUUGCAGACAAAUCAUACACCUCAACUCAAGUUGUCAUCUCAGUUUGGUAUUAUUAACAGCAACAAUGACUUCAAAGAUAUUGAACCGAGUAGUACUACUAGUGUACGUUCGUCCUUGGAGCAAACUCAGUUACUGAAUAGCAUCGGUUUUAGAUUCACAUCUACAACCGCUAAUAAUCUUGUUUCAGCCAACCCUAUAAAUUCAAGUGUUCAGAAAAAUAAUGCAUUAUUAUGCACAUCCAAUCCAAGCAGUUCGGCAGCAGUAAACGUAUAUACGCGUACUUCUUUGACUUUCCCCAAUCACCGGGAAACAGGUGUAUUUAGUUUCGAUCCAGCUUUUAGAAUGAGUGGCGACACAAUUUCUUUCACAACUUCGUCUCAACCUUCAAAUUUCAUAAAUUCAAACGAAGGCGCUCAAGAAAACAAAGAAAUCCGUAAAAAAGCUCAUGCAACGAUUUGUUUUCGGUUUCCUUCGUUUGAUGUGAUAGAUUGCACGCAUAGUCAUUUUUGCCUCGAGUUUCGUAUUGUUGUUGAAAACGCAUGCCAUCUGGUGGUAUUUGACGAAAACCUGCAGGAAAUAUCAUUGAUGACUGUCCAAUAUAAUCAGUUUGUCCUUACUGGGGGUCCUGGAAUAUUCUUCCGUCUUCUCUUAAAAUGGAGAGGAGGUGUAUUGAAGCUGAUUUCACUUGACCUCAUCAUAUUUGCUUCUAUUUAUACAUUAAUAAGCUGUUUGUAUCGGUUUGCAAUUUCUGAGAACGCACAAAGAAAUUUUGAACGUCUGAUCCUAUUUACUUCUAGGUUCCAAGCUAUGAUUCCGGUUGCAUUUAUCCUUGGUUUUUAUGUUGCCUUAGUUUUCGCACGCUUUUGGAACUAUUUCACGACGAUUCCGUGGGUGAUGAGUUUCGCACUUACUCUUGUCACCCACCUUCCUGGUAGCGCAGAACGCAAUCGUCUGAUACGUCGGACAUGCAUGAGAUAUAUAAUGGCAAAUCUUAUAAUUGCAGCUGCCCAUCUUAAUGUCGUCGUCAAGAAACGUUUUCCAACUUUUGAGCUUUUCGUUGCUUCAGAACUUAAAGAAAAUUUAUUCAAAAGAAUACUCUUCAUUUUAAAGGUUUUUAGCUCGAAUUCUUGUAGCUCCUGCUAA